Durio zibethinus is the source of this 1708-nucleotide messenger RNA. NCBI's taxonomy places the organism in Eukaryota, Viridiplantae, Streptophyta, Magnoliopsida, Malvales, Malvaceae. The record is from RefSeq and is a predicted model, not a curated record.
AAUUCCAAGGCUGUUUCAGUAAUUCUAAGUGCACUAAUUGCAUGUAUAAAAUCUUCUUGGCUUCUCAUUUCUAAUGCACACUCACUAGAUUCCUCACUUACCUCCUGGCUGAAGUUCUAACUUUGAGGCAUGGACUUCACUGCCACACUCCUCUUUUUUGCUCUUCUCAUCUCAACCGUCAGGGCUUUAGACCCUUGUGCCUCUCAGCCAGAUAACUCAGACCUGUCAGUCAUUCCAAUCUAUGGCAAAUGUUCACCAUUCAACCCACCUAAACCUGACUCAUGGCUCAACACAGUCAUUAACAUGGCAUCCAAAGACUCGGCAAGAGUCAAGUACUUGUCCAGCCUGGUGGCCCAAAAGACCACCCCUGUUCCAAUUGCUUCAGGGCAACAGGUUCUAAACAUUGGCAACUAUGUCGUAAGGGUCAAGAUUGGCACUCCAGGUCAGCUAAUGUUCAUGGUACUGGAUACUAGCAAUGAUGUUGCUUGGGUUCCAUGCUCUGGAUGCACCGGGUGCUCAGCUACCACUUUCUCACCCAACACUUCUUCAAGCUAUGGUUCAUUGGAUUGCUCCUUGCCCCAGUGUGCCCAGGUCCGUGGACUGUCAUGCCCGGAUACGGGGACUUCUGCUUGCUCUUUUAACCAAUCCUAUGGUGGGGAUUCAUCCUUCUCAGCCUACUUGGUACAAGAUUCCUUAAGAUUAGCCAAUGACGUUAUCCCAAAUUAUGCUUUUGGAUGUAUUAACACUAUCUCUGGUGGGUCAGUCCCAUCCCAAGGACUCUUGGGUUUGGGGCGGGGGCCCAUGUCAUUGCUUUCGCAAUCCGGGGCACUCUAUUCAAAUGUUUUUUCAUAUUGUCUACCCAGUUUCAAGUCAUACUACUUCUCGGGUUCCCUCAAACUCGGGCAGGUGGGUCAGCCCAAAACUAUUCGGACCACCCCGCUCCUAAAAAACCCGCACCGGCCCUCACUUUACUACGUUAACCUAACCGGGGUCAGCGUAGGCCGGGUUAGGGUACCCAUCGCCCCGGAAUUACUAGCAUUUAACCCGAACAGCGGGGCGGGGACCAUAAUUGACUCGGGUACGGUUGUAACCCGAUUUGUCCAACCCUUAUAUGAGGCAAUCCGAGAUGAGUUUGUGAAGCAUGUGAAAGGCCCAUUUUCAAGAAUAGGAGUAUUUGAGACAUGCUUCGACGCAACAGCAGAAGCUGAGACACCUUUAAUAACAUUACAUUUUGAAGGCUUGUCCAUGACAUUGCCAAUGGAAAACAGCCUCUUACAUACCAGUGCAGGAUCACGCGCUUGCUUGGCCAUAGCACCAGUUCCAAACAAUGUGAACGCCGCCAUGAAUGUAAUAGCCAAUUUGCAGCAGCAGAAUUACAGGAUUCUGUUUGAUGUGGCCAAUUCUCGCUUGGGAAUUGCUCGUGAAGCUUGUAACUAGUUUCAUUAGCUUUAUCAUUAUUGCUCUUUCUUUGCCUUCUUGUGCUUAAGGCUAAGCUUUAGAUAACAGUAAGUUUAAGUUUUUGCUUGUGAAAAAGGAAUGCAAGCAGCUUCAUUAUGAGUGGUCUUUGUCCUGUUUUUGUACUUUUUAUAGGAGAUCAUGCCUAGUUUUAGAGCCUGUUUUGCCUGGUUGUAGCCUUCUUUAGCUCUUUUCUAAGAUGUGGUGAGGUUCAUUGGAUUGUCAAGUUGUCUAAUCAGAAAACCAAUUAUUG